GAGCCCCUUCACUAUACCAUCCGUGCUGAAUAUGGACGACUCUAAGUCGGAUUGCUACUACUCCGAGACGGAUCAUUUGGGGGCUGGUAGAGUGUGCGUGGAUUCACUUGCGUCGACCUUUCGUAUUAUGGAGAGAAGGAGGCUCUUGAGGGUUCUCCAUCGGCCAAUUCGGGCAAGGUCAGUGAGCCAGGGGGUCCUUCAGGCUGUUCUAAUCUUCUGCCUAUUCAUAGUGCUCUGCCAACAGCUCGGGCUCAAUAUCACCUCAUCUGGGGUCACCAAC
Perkinsus marinus ATCC 50983 is the source of this 280-nucleotide messenger RNA. RefSeq lists its product as hypothetical. The record is from RefSeq and is a predicted model, not a curated record. NCBI's taxonomy places the organism in Eukaryota, Perkinsozoa, Perkinsida, Perkinsidae. The transcript is spliced from 3 exons. The annotation marks the transcript as partial.